This is a messenger RNA of Saccoglossus kowalevskii, 2479 nucleotides long. Its product is annotated as cyclin-H-like. Gene Ontology annotation, biological process: DNA-templated transcription; regulation of transcription by RNA polymerase II. Lineage: Eukaryota; Metazoa; Hemichordata; Enteropneusta; Harrimaniidae. The record is from RefSeq and is a predicted model, not a curated record. Gene Ontology annotation, cellular component: transcription factor TFIIK complex. Gene Ontology annotation, molecular function: cyclin-dependent protein serine/threonine kinase regulator activity.
GCGCAUGCUCGAUGACCUCGACCAAGUCGAACUUGUGUUGUUCACGCGUUCCGGCAAAUGCUGAAGUAAAUUUAUGGUGACGUAAAAUGUUUCAUACAAGUUCUCAACGGAAACACUGGAUGUUUAGAAAUGAAGAAGAAAUAAUCAAACUCCGCCGAGAAAAUGUGACGAUGUACGCCGAUAAACAUGGAGAUAGUAUGCAGGUAGAAGAUAGGCCGUUAUAUUUUUUGACAUAUGAUGAGGAACGCCUACUAUGUCGACAUUAUGAACACCUAGUGAGAGACUUUUGUAGGAAGUUUGACCCGCCCAUGCCGCCUUCAGUACUGGGCACAUCCUGCGCAUAUUUCAAACGGUUCUAUAUCCACAAUACUGCAAUGGAUUAUCAUCCCAAAUGGAUUAUGUAUACCUGUAUAUAUUUAGCAUGUAAAGUAGAAGAGUUCAACGUCUCUAUUAUGCAGUUCGUGGGAAACCUGCCAAAUAACAGAGAGAAAGCAACAGAGUUAAUUCUCAAUCAUGAAUUGUUGAUUAUGCAACAUUUGAACUUUAACCUCACUGUCCACAACCCAUUCCGCCCAUUGGAAGGAUUUCUUAUUGAUAUAAAGACACGCGUCCUUCACAUUGCCGACACUGAAGUUCUCAGGAAAAAAGCCGAAGAGUUUAUAUAUCGGUCACUGGCUACUGACGCAUGUUUACUAUUCGCUCCAUCACAGAUUGCCUUGGCUGCUGUUUUACAUAGUGCUUCAAAGAAGGGAGUCAAUCUGGACAAGUAUGUUACUGACUCCUUGGUGGGAAAAGGAAAUUCUGACACCUUAAAGCAGAUGGUUGAACAGUUAAAAAAGGUUCGUUUCAUGGUUAAACACAUUGAGCCACUCAAUCCUACAAAAAUACAGGAACUUGAAGAGAAAUUACAGAAAUGUCGAAAUCAAGAGUUAGACCCAGAAAGUCAAAUUUACAAAAAAAAAUUAGAAGAAAAGUUAUUAGCAGAGGAAGAGGAGACAUACAUCAAGAGACAAUUACUGUCAGAAGAAACCAAGCGAUCUGAGGAUCAAUUCCUGAUGAGUGUCUAGAAACAUUAAAACAAUGGUUUUUAUUGGUUGAAAUACUCAUGGAAAAGGAUUUCAGCCAAUCAACAAAGGGCUUCCAUUCUUAUGCAAUUUGCAUUUAAACUUGCUAUCAAGGAAAAUGCUCAUACUUCCAGUACUUUAUCUAUGGUAUUGACCAAUGAGAAUACAGCUACUACUCUGACCUCAUCUGAUCAACCAUUCACAGGUCUUCUACUAUCAAUGUUCUAGGAUAUAAACCAAUCAUUAUACAGCUCUUAUCUUAUCAUCCUUGUGAUUCAGUUUCAACAAACAAUGCUUCUCACAGAUCUUCUGUGAAUGCAUUGGUUGAUACUUAUUUAUAUGAAAUAAUUGAUUAAACUUGAUAUGCAAAUAUUAAUGAGCAAUUCUAUUUUCUGGGAGGUGGGGUUGGGUUGUCAGUAGGAGCAUUAUAUCAAGUAAUUUCAUUGGUUAAUCUCUAAUGAUUCUCUUUUUUCAAAAUUCAGUCAUUUAUUAUUAUCGAACAUCAUCUAAAUAAACCCUUUCACUGCCAUUUCCAUCUUUUGUCUCUUUUCACAAAAUAUUCCCGUUCAAAAUUUACUACUUUUCAUAAAUGUUGUUGAUUAUAAAUCAGAAUUUUUUGUUCAAAACCUGUUUUUUUCUUCUUCUCUAAAAUGAGUAUUGGAUACAUGUUUCCUGUAAGUUGUGCCUGUAGCUCUGAAACUCUUUUGUGACGUAAAUAAAAACAAGGACAUUUGCAGUAAAAACUGGUCUUGUUAUCUUGUAAGGUUUCAUCGCCAGAGAAAGCAACUUAUUGAAAAUGUGUUUUUAAUGUUAGUUACUGGAUAUUUGCAGUAAAAUUUAGAACUGUUCGACUGAUCUUUCCACAAUUGAUAAUUUUCACAUAUAUUCUGGUAUAUACCCUUGCUAGUCCGACAAUGUGUACUGGUUUCCACGGUGUUUUCUGUUGUAAAUAUGUUUCACACAGUGUAUUUGAUUUGCCAAAUGAUACAAGAUGACCUUUUCUUGCAGUAUAAUUUACCUAAUAUAAUGCGCUUUUUUUUGAACAUUAGCCACUACUAUGCUAUUAGUCAGAAUGCUGUUUAAUUAAACUUUCACCAACAGUUCUCUCUUUUCAUUACAAAUUCAUGAAAUAGUUUACACAUUCUUUUGGGACAAAAAUAGCAAAAUUUUUUAAGUAAAAACUGAAAAUUUACUAAUUUACUAAUUUGUUUGUUGGUACAAUAUUAUGGUUCAUUUCCAGAAAUAUUGACGAAUAUUAGAAAAAAGUGCAGAAAAAAUGGGCGGGAAAGUCUGGUGGUAAGAUUUUAUGAAAAGGUCAAUUGACAUUUAAGUAGUGAAUUAUAAAUUGUCGGGAAAUGAUCGCAUUUACAACACUGUGUAUCAAGAUGUAUAUAUACAAUAAAGAAAGAAACAAA